GCCGCAGGGAGCCAGGGCACGGCGCUGCCGCGGUCCGCGCCUCCCCCAGUCCCCAUGGUUACAGCUCCUGCUUCCCGGCCGGUCCUUCAUUCCCCUGGCUGCUGCUGCAGAAAUCAGGCGUGCAGGCGGCUGGCGUCCCCCAACCCAGAGCUGGAAACUGCCUGCAGAGAGCGCAUUGGAUGCCUGCUCUUCUCGGCUCUGACUCACUCCCUCCGGGUGCAGAGCUCCGUCCCCAGCGCAGUGCUCUGACCACAGCCAGUCGCCAGGCUGCAGCGCUGCAAUCUGUUGAUAACUCCACUCACAAGCUCCAGUCGAAUGCCUUCCGUCAUAGAAAGCUGUUCCCUAGCACGAGGGACAUGCCACAUCUCGCCUAUGAGAAGCGUGAGACCUGUGCCUCUCCUGCUGCCUUUACCAAAAUAGGUGGGUCAGCCUGCAGAUCCUCAGCCAUCCUGUCACAGUCACUCUGAGGUCGCCUUCUCAGGAGCUCCACGGGGACUGCUGUUUGGGACUUGACCUUCCAAACGGCCAUGGAGGCUAGAGGGGAGAAGGGCGCAACAUAGUGGUCGCAGCCAGCAACCCCACCGGUGCGCUUGCCUCUCUAACUCUGCAGGGCUCAUGGUCUAAAUGACUAGAUAUAUCUCAGAGCUACCUUCCUGUCAGGUAGAGCUAUUACCAUCUACUCAACAUUCCCCUUAAACGAUCCACACUGAAAAAGUAACCAGCAGCCUAGAAGGAAGUCCCCAUAGUACUCUUCAAAAUGCCUUUCUUUAUGAUUUCACCAUCCCAUGUAUCCCCCCUAAAAAGAAAAUCACAGCGGACUCUAUUCACGGAACAUCCAGUUGGUGUUUUGAGCAAAUGAGUGACUUACCUUCUGCUUUUCCCACGGAAGGCUGAUGGAUCAAUAAAGCCCAGUUAUCACUGAAAAGACAGGCAAGAAAAUGCAUCAGGCUCUAGCGAAACCAGUCUGGGCUGGCACAGAACCAGAAAAGGAAACAGAACCAAGAAGAACAAGACAAGCAACCAAGCCGAGCACGGUGACUCACAGGGGUGAUUCCAGCACUUGUGCGACUGAGACAGCUACAGAGUGAGAGACCCUGUCACAAAACAAACUAAAACAAAACCACAGACGCAGAUGAGGAAGACUGCCCCGGACAACUAAGUAGGAGGAAGAACCGAGGCUGAGGAGAUGACCCAGUGGGAUUUGAAGACUGUCCUCUCCCUGCCCCAGUACCCAGGGGAGUUCCUGCACCCCGUGGUGUAUGCCUGCACUGCAGUCAUGCUCCUGUGCCUCCUUGCCUCCGUCAUCACUUACAUCCUGCACCAGAGUGCCAUCCGGAUCAGCCGGAAAGGCCGGCACGCGCUCCUCAACUUCUGCUUCCACGCAGCUCUGACCUUCACCGUGUUUGCCGGCGGCAUCAAUCGUACCAAGCACCCCAUCCUAUGCCAAGCGGUGGGCAUUGCACUGCACUAUUCUACGCUUUCUACCAUGCUGUGGAUCGGAGUGACUGCCAGGAACAUCUACAAACAGGUGACCAAGAAGGCCCUGCCAUGCCCAGGUGCAGACCAGCCACCGUACCCCAAGCAGCCCUUGCUCAGGUUCUACCUCAUCAGCGGAGGGGUCCCUUUUAUCAUCUGUGGGGUCACAGCUGCCACAAACAUCAGAAAUUAUGGGACCGAGGAUGAAGACAUAGCAUACUGCUGGAUGGCCUGGGAACCCAGCUUGGGUGCAUUCUAUGGGCCAGCUGCCUUCAUUGCCCUGGUCACCUGUGUAUACUUCCUCUGCACCUAUGUGCAACUGCGGCGUCACCCAGAGCGCAGGUAUGAGCUCAGAGAGCGCACUGAGGAGCAGCAGCGGCUGGCAGUGCCAGAGAGCGGCCAUCGCCAUGGGAUGCGUCCCGGCACACCACCCACCUGUGACGCCCUGGCUGCCUCACAGCUGCAGAACGAGCAUUCCUUCAAGGCCCAGCUGCGUGCUGCCGCCUUCACAUUGUUCCUGUUCACAGCCACAUGGACGUUUGGGGCCCUGGCCGUGUCUCAGGGCCACUUCCUGGACAUGAUCUUCAGCUGUCUGUACGGCGCCUUCUGUGUGACGCUGGGACUCUUUGUACUUAUCCACCACUGCGCCAAGCGGGAGGAUGUGUGGCAGUGCUGGUGGUCAUGCUGCCCCUCUCGGGGAGAUACCUCCGCCACCAAGCCCAGUGCCCACCCGACGCUCGAUGCCAAUGGGGAUGCACUGGGUCAUACAGCCUGCCUGCAGGACUCACCAUGCCCUGGAAAACUCAGGGGCUUUGGCCAUCCACCAGCCAGCCACUGCAAGAUGACCAACCUGCAGGCUGCCCAGGGCCAUGUCAGCUGUCUGUCCCCUGCCACCCCUUGCUGCGCCAAGAUGCACUGUGAGCAACUAAUGGAGGAGGAGGCCCACAUGCACAUGGCUGACGAGGACCCCUUCCCGCACGAUCACCACCUGCACGACCCUCAUCUGCACAGGUGCCUCAAGGGCAGAACUAAGCCCCACUACUUCAGCCGGCACCAGGCAGCCGCGGCUGAGAGGGAGUACGCCUACCACAUCCCCUCCAGCCUGGAUGGCAGCCCCCACAGCUCGCGCACAGACAGCCCUCCCAGCUCUCUUGAGGGCCCAGUGGGGGUGCAUACAUUGGCCUGCUGUGCCCAGGUCGAUCCCUUCCCCAUGGUCAGCCAGCCUGAGGGUGGAGACACGAGCCCCGGGCUCUAUGGCUGUCCUCCACGGCUGUCCCCAGGCCCUGCCCACUUGGAGAUGUUACGGAGGACACAGUCCCUGCCUUUUGGGGGUCCCAGCCAGAAUGGGCUGCUCCAGGGUGAUGUGCGAGAAGGCCUGCCAUUUGGCACUGAUGGGACAGGGAACAUCCGAACAGGACCCUGGAAAAACGAAACUACAGUGUAGCCAGGUUGGGAACGCAACUCCCUCACCAGUGCCACCAUAUGUCCCUGGAGGAGCUUCAUCAGAGCAGAGAGUGGCACUCUGCUGUGUGAGGUUAAUGGGCUGGGAGGGUCAUCAAGUGACCAAGUGGUUUAGAAGUGGUUCACGGCCCUCAGCCAUGCUCUCUUUUAUUGUGAAAGACCCAUCAGGAGAACACCGGGUCACAGACACCUCCACUGGUUCCAAGGCUGGAGGUAACUCUCCCCAAGCUUGUCACCUGCUUUCUGUUUAUCGCACCUUCCCUUGCUGCUGGGAGGGAAGCUGGGGGAUCUCCGCAGAGACUCCAGCUGGUGUUCCUGCCUUUGGUAUAUGUGUGUUAGGUUUUAUGCUCACACUGGGCAGUUUCCUGUCCCCUGCUGUCCUUGUGUUACCUCACACCUGCAUCUUCACUGGGGACCACCUGGCACCAUUGCCUGCUCACCACCUGCACCCAUAUGGGACAUGGCCCUGGCCUGAUAGCCUGGGGUCGUCUUGGGUGCUAAGAAUGGGUCUGCUGUGGAGCUGUGGGGAGAGGAAGCAGCCAGUGGCUGUGGUCUUCAGAGAGCUGGCUACAGUCUCUCUGAGCCUAUGCUUUUGAAAAGAUGCCCAAACACUUUUUGAUGGAGACCUGGCUUUGAAAGUCAGCCACUGUCAGACUGGAUUCUGUUCCAAUGUGAGCAUGUAGUAAUCAAGUUCUCUGUCCCACAAGGAGGGGCUAACUGGGGUGUGAUGGUCAUCACAGAUGGAAGCUUCUUUUCCUUUUUUUGUUGUUUUCAUGAACAUUUGGGUACAAAGCCCCACCUCAAAGAAUAGAUGUCAACAAUGAGCCUUUUGUAAAAGCAAAUGUCUUGCCCUAGGGGAGGUCCUCACAGAGGUGAGAGCCCAUGUGUCCAGAGAUGCCAACCUAUGAGGCUGUCCACCUUUCCUCUUUCUCUUCCCAAUUGGUGGUUCAUAUGCAUAUACAUACGCACACAUACACACAAACACACACACACACACACACACACACACACACCAUACACACCACAUAUUCAUACACAUGGAUGUACACCUCAUAUGGUAAACACACAUGCUUAUACACAUUUACAGUUACACCAUGCACACCACAGACAUGUGCAUCCACACACCUGCUCACCACAUACAUGCAUGUGCACGUGCCUGCACACCACCACACAUGCAUACAUACUGCAAUGCCCACAUAUAGACAUACUGGUGUUCGUAUGCACCCACAAAUAAUUAGUGUAUUCAUAGCCCUGAGCACUGGGUUUCUUUGCAGGAAGACCAGGAGACCGUGGAUUUGGGUCCUUGGUGGGGGUACCACACAGCAGCAAUAGACAUGUUGGGGAACACGUGGAAGAGCCAACAGUAUAAAUCACACCAGGAAGAAGGACCAGAGACCCACAAUCCCUCUUAAAAGCCUGUCCAAGGACUUAAAGCCUUCUCAUCCCACAAGGACCCCUCCUAAAGGGGCAUAGCAGCCCCCCAACAGCACAUCUUGGGAAAUAAGCCUUGACACAUGGAGUUUAAGGCAGACCUAUCCAAACCACCGCAAGAACACAGCAGCAAGACACCCAGAAGGCAGGCCCUUCCCUGACAGUCGACGUCCUUGGCCUGUCCUUAGUCCAGAUCCACCUGCCUGGGAGAAGGAGAGUGAAAAGAGCUGACUCACCAGGGAGAACGGGAGGAGGCCUCAUGCCCGUGACUUGGUGUAGAGAGGAUUCCUGGCCCUGGCCCAAACACAUAGCCCUGUGUACCAAGACUCCCAGAAAGAGGCAGUCUAGUGGGUUGUUGUGGGGAAGUGUUCAGAGAGGAUGCCAGCAGGACAAGGGGACAUGGCCUGCAUGUGGAAGGAUGAGUGUUACCAUCAGCGUUCACCUCUCUGUACCCUGGAAUGGUGAGGUUCUCCACUAGUGCACUCGGGAAGCCCCUAGGAACUACUGGAUAGGUAAAUACCGUGUGGUCUUCGUAUUGUGGGAAAGAGGGAGUCCAGCCAGGGCUUUGGGGAGCUGAGCCUGGAGUCUCUAAAUCGUCAUCAUCUGCAUCAUCAUGGACGAUGUCUUGGGAGGGGACCCGGGACAGAGGCUAUUUCAGGUAGGUGACCCAGGGUGGGAGGCAGAUGAGGGAGAGGGCUUCUAGACAAGGACAUGAUAUCAUUACAGUUUGGGUGAUUCAAUCAUGCAAGGCCAGUCACCUGCAUCAGAUGGUCUUGUUCAAAAUCUACCCAGUGUCACUUUCUCACAGCCUGGGAGGAAAGAUGGCGGUCAGGACUACCACAGUGAUGGAAAGCAGCAAUCCGGCUCUGAACACUCAGUGUGAGGAGAAAGUGAGGCCCCAGAGCAGGAGCCCAGAGUCGUCAGAAUGUACCCUCUAUGCUGGUCACCAGGAUUAGAAGUGGGAAGGCUCAAACUUAACCAAGUCAAAUUUCCUCCAGCAAGGUUGAUGGAAAUCGGGUUCUGUGUCGAGUGUCUUGGUGACUUGAGUCAUUUGGUGGUACAUGACCGCAGGUAGCCUCAGCAGCUCCCCUGAGCUGGGAGGAGACAUGGGCUGCAGAAGAUGAGGCUAACGAGAAAAGCCCUCUUGGGGGCAGGUGAAACCAGCGAAGACAGGUAUUCAAACUCGCCCUGUCUUCUGGUCUCACUGAUGCCCACCAUCUCACAUCCAUUCCGCUUGCACUCCAUAACCCUCCAAUCCCACUCAUGUUCCCCACAGAAUCCCACUCCUCCGGUAGAACUGGGAGGAGGGAAUAUAAAGAGGGCUGAUCUAGGCUGCAAAGACACUGGGAAUCUGGGAACAAACCCAUCCCUUUUUAUGGUGGUGCAGCCACACAUCAAACCCAUCACAUUGAACAGUUUCCCACAUUCAGUUCAUGUGUGUCACUUACCCCUAUAAAAACCAUCUGGCACAUGGCAUCAAAAAAACAGGAGAUGGGAAAUAAAAAGCUUCUGUAUAGAAAAAAAGAGGAAGAAGAAGAAUGAGGAGGAGGAGGAAAAGGAGAAAGAGAAGAAGAAGGAGACGAUAGAGAGGAAUGAGCAAAGGACCACACCUUGGCUCAGGCAUUCAGAGUAAGCCUUCAAAACCUACCUGAGAUACUGGGGGUAACCACAGGACUAUGGGUAUGUCUUGGCAUAAUGAUCACCCUGGAAGCAGAAUCAAGACCAUGAGUAUUUUUUGAGACCUAGGCCUCGGACAUGCUCAGGGUGCCUGGUCUCAUAAUGACACCUAAGCCUCUAGGCCUGCUGAACCCACUGCGGCACUGGCUAACAAGCCACUCACCCUACAUGUCCUUAGACACAGCAUCUCCUGCCCUGCAUGGGAGGGACGUCCACAUACACACAGAUUCACGGAAUGAGAGGAGAGGGAGAGGGCAGUAAGACUCCACAGAAGUUUCUAGGAUCUGACAUGAAGCUGGGCACCUGGACACUAACUAAUGCCCUCUCCUGGGAGAGGCUGAGGGACUGUGUGGACACCAUGUGGACAGCCCAGUUCUAGAAAGCAAGGCGCUGGAGGUAGGUGCUGAUAAAGGCCAAGGUUUUACCUGGGGACACCAUGGAGGAAAUAGCCCACCCUGGAGUCAGUCCAGCUUCUCCCGAAAACAGAUGAUGUGUCAGAGUUCACACAAAUACACAUCACCCAGAGGGAGCCCAAGGCCACCUAGCCGUGAAUUUCUCACCAGAAGGCCAGGGAGAUACCCAAAAGAGCCACAGAGUCAGAGAAUGACUCUAACCCCAACUUGCAGGCACUGUGGGCUAGCUGCCAGAGAAUGUCCCUGUGGCAAAAAGAAUCAACUGAGACAUAGGUCUCAGGGGGAGACAGUACGUUCCUGUAGUCGGCUGGGACAAGGAUGCAUUGUCCUGUCUGGUCUUUCUCAAGCCUGGUCUGGGAGCUACCCACUGUGACAUCUGGGGACAUCUACAGAGGACAAUGUCAACUUGAGUGGGGAAAUGGACUAAGUGACCCAUGCUUUUCCAGAGUAUAUUCUAGCCCCCCACCCCCAGUGUUCAGUGGAAGCCACUGGACUUGAGUCCCAGAGCUGGUCAGGGGUGGCACCGGGACUGUUAAGCAUCAGAGCAAAUAUAUUCAUAAUUAGAAUUCAUAUUUAAUAUAGAUGGAGAAAAUGCUGCAGCUGAAGCACAGAAUUGGUCGUGAAGAGUUGUACUUACAUCUUCAUCAAUAUCUACACACCCUGUUGUCUUACUCGGUGUUCUAUUGCUGUGAAGAGACACCAUGACCAAGGCAACUCUUGUAAAGGAAAGCAUUUGCUUGAGGCUAGCUUACAGUUUCAGAG
Messenger RNA from Peromyscus maniculatus bairdii (prairie deer mouse), 7220 nucleotides. Lineage: Eukaryota; Metazoa; Chordata; Mammalia; Rodentia; Cricetidae. The record is from RefSeq and is a predicted model, not a curated record.